Messenger RNA from Neltuma alba, 2124 nucleotides. RefSeq names its product cysteine--tRNA ligase, chloroplastic/mitochondrial. Gene Ontology annotation, biological process: cysteinyl-tRNA aminoacylation. Gene Ontology annotation, cellular component: cytoplasm. The coding region runs from base 74 to 1807 and encodes 577 amino acids. The record is from RefSeq and is a predicted model, not a curated record. NCBI's taxonomy places the organism in Eukaryota, Viridiplantae, Streptophyta, Magnoliopsida, Fabales, Fabaceae. The transcript is spliced from 9 exons. Gene Ontology annotation, molecular function: cysteine-tRNA ligase activity; ATP binding.
GUGUCAUCUGUGCCUGUGAGGACCGAAACAAGGAGCCGAACGACUGCUGGAGAAAGCAACGGCAUCUCUGUUAAUGGGUACUCUUCUGAGAUGCUACAGACCCUUGUUCUUGAUGCUUCCUUAUCCGGCUCGAACGAUUCAAAUCAGAACCAACCAGCUGAGCCCCGCCGGCAUUCUCAAGAGGAGGAAGCUGGGUUCGGUUACUCGUUGUUAUAGUGCCAGUUCUUUGCGACCGUCCCAGCCUUCGGUUACUGAACGCAACUUCGGUAAAUCCGACGGGGAGGGGGGUGGUAAUCCAUCGCCAGCGCUGUGGCUUUAUAACACGAUGAGUAAAGAGAGAGAGCUGUUUAAACCUAAAGCGGAAGGAAAAGUUGGAAUGUAUGUCUGCGGAGUCACAGCAUAUGAUCUUAGCCAUAUUGGACAUGCUCGCGUUUACAUCAAUUUUGACGUUCUUUAUAGAUAUCUUAAGCAUAUGGACUAUGAAGUCUCUUAUGUUCGCAAUUUCACUGACGUAGAUGACAAGAUAAUUGCUCGAGCAAAGGAGUUAGGAGAGGAUCCAAUCAGUUUGAGUCGACGCUAUUGUGAAGAGUUUAGUCACGACAUGGCAACUCUUCAUUGUCUACCACCUUCUGUGGAGCCACGAGUCUCAGAGCACAUGCCCCAAAUCAUUAGUAUGGUUGAGCAGAUUAUUAAUAAUGGGUAUGCCUACAUUGUUGAUGGGGAUGUGUACUUUGACGUUGAAAAAUUUCCAGAAUAUGGGAAGCUAUCUGGACGAGAUCUUCAAGAUAAUCGAGCUGGUGAGAGGGUUGCUGUUGAUUCAAGGAAGAAAAAUCCUGCUGAUUUUGCUCUUUGGAAGUCUGCAAAGCCAGGAGAGCCAUUUUGGGAGAGUCCCUGGGGUCCUGGAAGACCUGGGUGGCAUAUUGAAUGCAGUGCUAUGAGUGCAGCUCAUCUUGGUCACUCUUUUGAUAUCCAUGGUGGAGGAAUCGACCUUGUGUUUCCUCACCAUGAAAACGAAAUUGCCCAGAGUUGUGCUGCUUGUAAGAAAAGUAAUAUAAGUCUCUGGAUGCACAAUGGUUUUGUCACUGUGGACUCAGAGAAGAUGUCCAAGUCUCUGGGAAAUUUUUUCACCAUACGGCAGGUUGUAGACGUUUACCAUCCACUGGCUCUGAGAUAUUUUCUGAUGGGAGCCCAUUAUCGAUCUCCUAUUAACUACUCUCAUGUACAGCUUGAAAGUGCUUCAGACCGUGUUUUCUACAUAUAUGAGACUCUACAUGAAUGUGAAAGCUUUCUGUGCCAACAUGAUCUCACAAAUAGGAAGGAUUCCAUCCCACCUGAUACUUUAGAUAUUAUUAACAAGUUUCAUGAUGUUUUUGUGGCUUCAAUGUCCGAUGACCUCCACACCCCAGUUGUAUUGGCUGCACUGUCUGACCCAUUAAAAGCAAUCAACGAUCUGCUACAUACUCGUAAGGGAAGGAAACGAGAAUUGCGAAUCGAAUCACUUUCAGCUCUGGAGAAGAGUAUCAGGAACGUUCUGACUGUUUUAGGACUUAUGGCUGCAAGUUAUUCUGAGGUUUUACAGCAGCUUAACGAAAAGGCUUUAAAGCGUGCAAACUUAACAGAACAGGAAGUCUUGCAGAAAAUUAAAGAACGGGCUGCCGCGAGAGUGAAUAAGGAGUAUGAAAAAUCUGAUGCAAUUAGGAAGGAUUUGGCAAUUUUAGGUAUUGCUCUUAAGGACAGUCCGGAUGGUACAACGUGGAGGCCCACCAUUCCUCUUUCACUUCAAGAACAGCAGACUGCUGCACCUUGAGGAGGUAUUAAGAGUCAAGAUCAGCAUCCAUUACUUAACAUCCCCAACAAAAAUGGAGAAAUGGAAGUUGUGAUUUUGGAAGAAGCAACAAGAAGGUUGGCACGCUUAUAUCAACUGCUCACUUGGCUUAGAGAUAAUCUAUUGAUACGAGUGUCGUGAGCCUGGUGCAGUUGUCUUGUUCAAUAAUCAGCGACUAGCGAGCUAUAAUUUAUAAACAUGUUGAGGCAUUUUAUUUUUUCUUGAAUAUCAUAGCCCGCACUGGGCAAAGAAUUUAAGCAUGAUUUAAUAAGAGUCUUCACUACAAUUUCUACAUUUAA